UCCAACGUCUCUCCAGCUCGCCUCGCCAUCGCAUCGUCUCCUCUCCUCUCCUCUCCGACCCCUCCGCACCGGCGGCGAUCUAGGGUUUCCCACCGGUCUCCGGCGACCCCGACCUCCCGCCGGCCUCCGCGCCGCGCCCAUGGAGGCGCUCUCCCUCCUCGACUUCUCCGCCGAGGACGACCUCCUCCUCGACCUCGCCACUCCGCCCCCGGCCCAGGCCCCGCCGCGUCGUCCCGAUCCACCCCACGCGGGGUCCCUGGUGGGCGCCGAGGCUACCUCUUAUUUGGACCCCGCCAACGGUUCUACGGAUGCAGCGGGCCGGGCUGCGGAUCCCGAUGAUGUGAUGGAGGACCAAGCGGCCCCUGAGCGGGCGGAGUCCCCGAAGCAGCGGAAGGCCAAGAUGGGGGCGAACCUCCGCAAGAGCUUGGCUUGGAACAGCGCGUUUUUUACCAGUGAAGGUGUUUUGGACACCGAAGAAUUGGCCAUUGUAAACAGCACCUUCCGCAAGACGCAGGGUUCCAGGCUGCCUGGAAUAGUAGAGGAAAUGAGGAAAUCAGGGGAAUCAACAUCCUCAAAUCUGGAAAGUGAAACUUGGGCGAUGGAAAGCCUUGAGACCGAGCUGUUUGACAAUGUACGUGCUUCGAUCCAAAGGUCUCUUGGCAAACCUAAUAAAGUUCCAGGUGGGCCUGCUGCUAGCUCAAAACCCCCAAAGGCCACAGCAAAUGUGCCUCGUAUUGCAGCUAGAAAAGGGGUUAAUCGGAUGCCUCAGUCUAAGAUAAGAAUCCCUGUUUCAACAAGCCAAGGAGGAGUUGGUGCCAAACAAAGGCCCCAAGUUAACGUGAAAGACUCUGCAACUGCAAGAGUGAAUUUGCCAGGAGCUGCAGAGGAAAAGAUAUCCUCGAAACCUCCUAGGGCUCUGCCAAGAGUUGCUAUGAUGAGGUCGUCAACUAACAUCACUUCUGCAACUUCAGAUAAAAGAAGCAGCACUGGGGGUGCUGUUAACAGGCAAGCAGCUGGUAAAACUGCCAAUACUUCAGCUAGCGUGCGACCUGUUGGGGGUAUGAAGUCCAGUUCAUUCUCGAAAUCAGGUGCCUUCACAUCAGCAACUUCUUCCCGUGGUGUUCCGAUGGAUGCUGGGCUAGAAGCAAAAACCAAAUCAACCCUAAGCAACAAGAAUAUUGCUGCCCAGAGGGUCCCUGUUCGUUCAUUGUCAAAAUCUGAUAUCAGCAAAACUAUCCCAUCAAGAUCAUCAGGGAACAAGUUCCCAGCUAGAGGUCAGGCUGGCCGUGCAUCCCCAAGCAUUUCACCUUGCAGUUCUGUGGACAGCAUGAGCUCUGUGAUAUCUGGGGCGUCAACAGCUUCCACCGUAGGGAAGAUGAGCCAUACAUCCGAGAGUUUGAAUACACUGUCCCCCUCCCUCAGGAAGAGCAAUGACUGCCCUCCGACCCCAAAGCUUAGGUCUUCUAUUGUCACAGAGGAACAUUCUUUAGGAACAGAAGCAUGUGGUGAUUAUUUAAAAGCUACUUCAGACACAAAGCUGGGAAAAGGCUUUAAGCCAAGCGGGCUGCGAAGGCCGACACCCAAGAUAGGAUACUUUGAUGCUGAAAAAUCCAUUGACCAAAACAUAGGUGCACAGGCGCAACUGCAACCUGUGAAGAUGCAGUGUCUGCUACCUGCCACACCGAAAUCACAGCCACCUACUCAGAACUUGAAGGCUGCAUCAUCUACCUUUGCUCAACAGGAAUCAAAUCUGGAUGCAGUAUAUCAUGUGGGAAAUGAUCCUUCCAAAAGUAAGGAGGUGAAGGCACUUCCUCUUAAAGUUGCACAAAUGGAAGUGGUGCCUAAGGUGGCUGAACCUGAGUCCUGCACAGUUCAGACUGAUACAAUCAUGGCCGAACCUGAAGCUGACAAAUCUGUUGACCAAAAUGUUGGUCCACAGCUGCAAUUGCAAUCCCUUAAGAUCCAGUGCUUGCUUCCUGCCACACCAGACUCUACCUGUGUUGAACAAGAAGCAGGACCUCAUCGUGAGGUCAGUGUUUCCAAAAGUAAGGUCAUGCCUCUCCAAGCUGCAGAAAUGGAAGCAGAACCUUCUAAGAUGGCCAAGCCUGAAGUUUGCAUGCACCAGAGCAGUCCAGUUGUGGCCAAACAAGAACCUGAGAAGUCCAUUGACCAAAACAUUGGUGCACCGGUGCAACUCCCCCUUAAGGAGAUCCAGCGUUCGCACCCUGCCACACCCGCCUCUCAGGCAUCUUCUACCUUUUGUCAACAAGAAUCAAAACCUGUAGCAGCACCUCAUGAGGAGAUCAGUGCUUGCAAGAGUAAGGCGACAAAGGCAGUAAUCCUCAAAACUGUACAAGUGGAAGUAGAUCCUCUUAAGGUUGCUGAACCUGAGGCGUGCCUUCACAAGACUGAUUCGGUGGUGGCUGCAGACACUCCAAAGGAGAACAUUCCGGUUGUGCACCAGAAUACCAAGGCUAAUGUCGAUGCGAAUUCAUUAGUUGAUAUGUUGACACAGAAGCUGUCCUCCAUUUCCCUUGGGGAGGCCACCCCUGACGUGACCUCUUGAUCCGGAAGGCAACGGGUUUCGCAUGGUACGCUGCUGGUUGUUUCUGAUUACAUCCUUGUUAUCUAUAGGCAACUGCAGCUGCUGGUCCCAAUUUCACUUGCAGCGUGGUGUUUCAGUAAUUGAGGGAGGAGUGUUACAAGUGUAAAAUCCUUUUGCACUGGGCUUGGUAGCUAUAGAACUACACUUCACUAUAGUAUGCAUAAGCACCUGUUUGCCGAUUUCUGGUUAAAGCGUACAAGGCAAUAUGAUUUUGGGUUUCUUUGUGUCGGUUCUAUGCAAAAAUGUUGGUGUAGGACUCAGAUAGCUGAAAUCAGAUAUCAAUGCCGUGACUGCAAUCUGGAAUGCUCUGUUCACCAAGAUUAGUAAUGUUAAUAUGUGUGACCUGUCUUUUUGUCAGGUGAAUAA
Panicum virgatum (switchgrass) is the source of this 2971-nucleotide messenger RNA. RefSeq lists its product as uncharacterized. The transcript is spliced from 10 exons. The coding region runs from base 140 to 2566 and encodes 808 amino acids. The record is from RefSeq and is a predicted model, not a curated record. Gene Ontology annotation, molecular function: microtubule binding. Lineage: Eukaryota; Viridiplantae; Streptophyta; Magnoliopsida; Poales; Poaceae.